CGGCUCAUAUUGUGAACCACAACUUUGACGACCGCACCCCCAAUGGCAGUUUAGGAAAAACAAGACAAACAAACAGGGGAAAAAAACAAGUAGGCGCUCCAGGUGACUGAAACGGUUCAAGGAAUUUAACCAGCGCGCAGCGUGGGUAAAACGCGCAGCGGCUCUCUUGCUGCGCGCUUCCUUUUCUUUUUAAUCCUAACAAAACAGUUUUGUAUUUUUUAUCUGUGCUGGACUGAACACAUUAUGUUAAAAAUGACAGAGGAGCAUGACAAGAGUGUCAACGACCGACCUUGCAGUCCAUCAGGGACAAACAGCUCCAUGUCCCAGGACGAGUCCGACUCCGACUCACCGUCCUCACCAACGGGCUCGGACGGCCAGGGAUCCCUGCUCAGCGGGUUGGGCAAGAAGCUGGACUCCGAGGACGAUGAGCGCUUCCCAGCCUGCAUACGGGACGCGGUCUCGCAAGUCCUCAAAGGAUACGAUUGGUCCCUGGUUCCGAUGCCAGUGAGAGGCAACGGAUCGCUGAAGACCAAACCGCACGUCAAAAGACCCAUGAAUGCGUUCAUGGUUUGGGCACAGGCGGCCCGCAGGAAGCUGGCGGAUCAGUAUCCACAUCUGCACAACGCUGAGCUGAGCAAGACACUGGGGAAACUCUGGCGCCUUCUUUCUGAAAGCGAGAAAAGGCCCUUUGUAGAUGAAGCAGAGAGACUGCGGGUUCAGCACAAAAAAGAUCAUCCAGACUAUAAGUACCAGCCACGGCGGCGGAAGAAUGUGAAACCAGGCCAGAGCGACUCAGACUCAGGGGCAGAUUUGGCACAUCACAUGUAUAAAGCUGAGCCAGGGAUGGGGGGACUGGCAGGAAUGCCUGAUGGACACCACCACCCUGAACAUGCAGGGCAGCCUCACGGACCACCUACACCACCCACCACCCCCAAAACAGAUCUCCACCACGGAGUUAAGCAGGACCUGAAGCACGAAGGCCGCCGCCUUCCCGACAGCAGCAGGCAAAACAUUGACUUCAGCAAUGUGGACAUCAACGAGCUGAGCACUGAUGUCAUCAGCAACAUGGAGACCUUUGAUGUUCACGAGUUCGACCAGUACCUCCCGCUAAACGGCCAUGCAUCGGGCUCCUCCGCCUUAUCCUCAGACCACAGUCAUGGACCGGUUCCAGUCCCCGGCAGCUCCUAUGCUUCCUCAUACAGCACUGGUGCUUCAUCCUGGAGCCGAAAAUGCGGCAUAUCCUCCACUUCUCCCCCCGCCGGCGAGGUCGGCCAGCACCGUCUCCACAUAAAAACAGAGCAGCUGAGCCCCAGCCACUACAGUGAGCAUUCCCACGGGUCACCGUCACACUCUGAUUACAGCUCCUACAGCAGCCAAGCCUGUGUCACCUCAGCCACUUCGGCCGCCUCGGGUGCUGCCUCAUUUUCCAGCUCCCAGUGUGACUAUACUGACCUGCAGAGCUCUAACUAUUACAGCCCCUACUCUGGCUACCCCUCUAGCCUCUAUCAGUACCCCUACUUCCACUCAUCUAGGCGGCCCUACAGCAGCCCGAUCCUGAAUAGUCUAUCUAUGGCUCCAGGCCACAGCCCUACUGCCUCCAGCUGGGACCAGCCCGUCUACACCACCCUGUCUCGACCUUAAAGAGGACCAGAAACAAUCUGUUUGCACCAGAGACUCAUUCAGUUUGAUGCACUACUAAUGAAGGACAUAAGGCAAAGGCGAAGAGCUUUAUGAAGGGGCCUGUAGGGCCACCUGCGACCCUUUGAACAUGAAACAAACACAAGAAAAAGUGCCUGCUGAUUUUAUACAAAGUUCUAUUGUUGAGAUGAAAAAAAACCCCAACACUUGUACAGAGGUUUUACACAAAGAGAACUUGUGUUGUUAAGAGAGCCAAACUCCUCCAUGAGGACAUGUUACUUAAGCUGGCUUCUUGUACAUCCCUAUGCUUUUCAGUUUGAAUUGCAAAAGUGCACCGUCAAGGUGAAGGUGCAGAUUUGCUGCAGGAAUGAAAAAGUUUGGCUGUGCACACAUGACCAGUUAUGCUGAAGCUGUAGUAAAAUUUUAAUGAUGGCCGGAGCUAUAUAAACGCAGCACACUAUUUGCAUCAAUGAAUCAGCCUUAAAAGGAAAAAAGGCUCAUCUGAAUUUUGUGUCAUUUUGCAUAAGAAGUCUUAUAUGUAUUUAUGUUUAUGCAUUAUUGGAUUUUUGUUUUUUAAUAGAUAAACACAUGGUACAUGUGGGUUCCUUUUUUUGGUUAUUUAGAGUACUGUUUUAUUGAAUUAAUGAAAAGGAGGUAAAUUAAGUGAAGCACCGUGCAUUUAAUAUUCCGUUGAAUUUCCAGAUGGAUCUCCAUUCCAGGUUUGGGACAGACAGGACCAACAGACUCUCGCGCAGGACUCAGAACAGGUGUCUGAAAUCUACGCUUGGCAAAUCGCAAUUAGUCAUGAUGUGGGCUUAAAGGAAAUGGAGUAAAACAACACCACACGUUGAGUGACACGUCAGCUGGACCUGUAUAUGUCCAUGGACAACGCGAGAAUACUUGAGCGAACAUGCAUCCAUGUGUGAUGGGAGAGAUAAUGUGCAGAUGCAUGUGUGAGAGCAUUUUCUUGGGGGACUGAAUACAUAUCCCAUGACAUAAUCAUAAUAUACACCAAAUGAUACAGAAAACAUCUUUUUUUUUUACUUUAUCCCCUGGAAGUUAAUUUAAGCGUGACUGUUUUCCCAUAUUUAUUUCAUAAACCAUUGAAAGGCAACUCACUGCUGCAUAAAACUGUUUUUGUGCCUUCUAAUGCUUAUUGUCAGUAUUUUAAAAUGAAAUUGAAUUUUUUAACUAACAAACGAUGCACUCCAGAGACUUGCUCGUCAUUUUGUCCCUAAUUUGAUAUCAUUCCCUAAAGCAUCAGUUUGCAGAAUUACAAUAUGGCAUAACUGUAUUUUUGUGCAUCAUUUGGAAAGAAAGGCUGUGAAAAUGAUUGUUCUAUUAACUAGUUUCAUGCGCACAUGCACAUCUAACCCUUUUUGCUGGCCGUUUUUAAAAGAAAAAGAAAUAAAUAAUAGUUUUUCUUGAUGUUUUUCUUUUUUUGUUCCUCUUAUUUUCCAACUACACUUCCGUCAGUUCCGUCUUGUACAUUUUUGUGCUCAAAUAUAUUUGGAAACGAUUGUGGAAAAAGCUAUAAUAAAAUGAGAAAUAUUUCAACUGUG
Messenger RNA from Girardinichthys multiradiatus, 3200 nucleotides. RefSeq names its product transcription factor Sox-8-like. Gene Ontology annotation, cellular component: nucleus. Gene Ontology annotation, biological process: neural crest cell development; morphogenesis of an epithelium; negative regulation of transcription by RNA polymerase II. The record is from RefSeq and is a predicted model, not a curated record. Bases 244 to 1641 code for a protein of 465 amino acids. Gene Ontology annotation, molecular function: RNA polymerase II cis-regulatory region sequence-specific DNA binding; DNA-binding transcription factor activity, RNA polymerase II-specific. Lineage: Eukaryota; Metazoa; Chordata; Actinopteri; Cyprinodontiformes; Goodeidae. The transcript is spliced from 3 exons.